UGGACUCACCAGAUCGGCGCCCGUUUAAGCCGAAGAGAGCAAACCCAGAGAUAUACAGUCAAGGGCCAACAAGGAUCGGAUCCCUCGCCGCCGCGGCGGACGACGGCGAGGCCUCCGAAUCUGACUAGGUACUCCACCUGCCUCUUCUCUCCCUGUUCGUGUGUGCUGCCCGUGUCUGCGUGUGGCGGGGUCUCCAUUUCACACUAGGGGUUGCGGCUCCGCGAAUCUUGGGGGCUUUUCAUAUCUUCCUAACAGAAGUUGUCCUUGUCAGCAAGAUGGUUUCCUUUGAGAUGAAUGACCUUCAAAGGCAUAGAGCACUGUUUAUCCUGGAUGGGAUCACAUUUCCCAUCCCCACAAGAGAUUGGGAUAGGGCUGACAGGCUUUGGAGUAUUCUUCUCAUUUCUGGGGAUCAUUUUCUUCUUUGACAAGGGGCUACUUGCAAUGGGCAAUAUUCUCUUCCUGUCAGGCUUAGGUUUGACUAUUGGAUUGAAAUCGACUCUGCAAUUCUUCACUAAGCCCAAGAACUAUAAGGGUACUAUCUCAUUUGGUGCUGGCCUUUUGCUUGUUCUAAUUGGAUGGCCCUUUUUUGGCAUGCUAUUAGAGGCAUAUGGUUUUAUUGUACUUUUCAGUGGAUUCUGGCCAACUCUUGUGGUUUUCUUGCAAAAGAUUCCUUUCAUUGGUUGGAUAUUUCAGCAGCCAUUUGUUGCAUCGUACCUUGGAAGCUAUCGAGGAAAAAGAGUUCCAGUGUAGGUCUUACCCCAAGUAGUGACACAGCAAUUCGAGGUUUACAUGGCAACCUCAAUUGGUUUUGUAACGCGCCUUCCACAUUUCUGCCCUUCUCUACCUUUUCAAUCACCAAAUCUUUACAAAUGCACAUGAAUCAGGGUCUUUUUUUUUUUGUAAAUUGAUUUUGCCUCCCCUUGGCUUUUAAUGACACAAUACUCUCUUUAGUAAGCCAGAUUCUAGGAAAAUUCAUGUUUAGAACCGCCUUGUUGAAGCAGAAACUGCAUGCUCGUUGUGCUUCUGUAAUAUAGUUCCAGCAAAUGGCCUCUGAUAUAGAAAAUCUUGCUAUGGGCACACAUUUUUGUGCCAGAAAUUGCUGGAACCGGAACUUGCUGAAAUGACUAUUGUGAACUACUGUGAUCCAUGAACUAGCUAACCCAUCUGCUCAA
Oryza sativa Japonica Group (Japanese rice) is the source of this 1172-nucleotide messenger RNA. RefSeq names its product vesicle transport protein GOT1. NCBI's taxonomy places the organism in Eukaryota, Viridiplantae, Streptophyta, Magnoliopsida, Poales, Poaceae. Gene Ontology annotation, biological process: retrograde transport, endosome to Golgi; endoplasmic reticulum to Golgi vesicle-mediated transport. The record is from RefSeq and is a predicted model, not a curated record.